Tupaia belangeri chinensis (Chinese tree shrew) is the source of this 339-nucleotide messenger RNA. RefSeq names its product protein Churchill-like. Gene Ontology annotation, molecular function: zinc ion binding. The record is from RefSeq and is a predicted model, not a curated record. Gene Ontology annotation, biological process: fibroblast growth factor receptor signaling pathway; positive regulation of DNA-templated transcription; multicellular organism development. Lineage: Eukaryota; Metazoa; Chordata; Mammalia; Scandentia; Tupaiidae. The transcript has a single exon. The coding region runs from base 1 to 339 and encodes 112 amino acids.
AUGUGUGGGGACUGUGUGGAGAAGGAAUAUCCGAACCGGGGUAACACCUGCUUGGAGAAUGGAUCCUUCUUGCUGAACUUCACAGGCUGUGCAGUGUGUAAUAAGCGAGAUUUUAUGCUGAUCACAAACAAAUCCUUGAAAGAAGAAGACGGGGAAGAAAUAAUAACCUACGAUCAUCUGUGUAAGAACUGUCAUCACGUAGUAGCCAGGCAUGAGUAUACGUUCAGUACCAUGGAUGAAUUUCAGGAAUAUACCGUGCUGUGUCUGUUACGUGGCGAAGCUGAAGAUACCAUCAGUAUCCUCCCUGAUGACCCCCGACAGAUGACACUGUUGUUCUAA